AUGUUUGAGAUAUUGGCCAUCACUUCCACUACUGCUUUUUCAAAUCGCGCUGUGUCUGCUAUUACUGAACUCAAUACUACUAGCAUUGGUGAAAGUAUAUGUGUUACUGACAACAUUAAUGAAGCUGACAGCAUUGAUGGUGACACUGCUGACAUUGAUAAUGCUAAUGACAAUGUCAAUGCUGAUGAAAUUGAUGAUACUGGUGAUACUGUCGUCAACGAUGUCACUGAAGGUCGCGAUGAUGAGCUAUCAAACAUUGAGUUUAAGAAAGCAACAGCACUCAACAAUUUAGCGAAGUAUCAACAAAACAAAAACAUCAAGAUUAACAGCUGCAUCCUCAACCAUAUUAAUUUAAUGACUGGCGCUACCGAUAAAGUGAUUUUAUACUAUGACUCUGUCGGAGGACACAGCUAUCUUGCUCAGUUGUUUGAGUGUGGAGGCAUUUAUGUAUGCCAAAAGUUACAAUCGAUUACUAUCCCUAGAAAUAUGCUUGAAUUAGAGAUAUUUCGAUUGUUACUGAAGCAUAUGUUCAUUUGGAAAGCACACAUGAUCAACCUUGGCAACAACAUCAUCCAAUUCCGGCUUGCAGACGUUAGCGGUACGACUAGCCCUCCUUGUUCCCCAUCUCCUAAUGUUCAGGCAGCUAAGGUGUACUUGUCGCCUUCUAAUGCAAACAAGAGAACCCGUUCUACGUUUGAGGAAGAUCGAGAGUGA
This is a messenger RNA of Rhizopus microsporus ATCC 52813, 714 nucleotides long. RefSeq lists its product as uncharacterized. The record is from RefSeq and is a predicted model, not a curated record. NCBI's taxonomy places the organism in Eukaryota, Fungi, Mucoromycota, Mucoromycetes, Mucorales, Rhizopodaceae. Bases 1 to 714 code for a protein of 237 amino acids. The transcript is spliced from 2 exons.